Impatiens glandulifera is the source of this 2370-nucleotide messenger RNA. RefSeq lists its product as uncharacterized. The transcript is spliced from 11 exons. NCBI's taxonomy places the organism in Eukaryota, Viridiplantae, Streptophyta, Magnoliopsida, Ericales, Balsaminaceae. Bases 272 to 2173 code for a protein of 633 amino acids. The record is from RefSeq and is a predicted model, not a curated record.
GAGAGAAAUUUAGAUUCAUGUUCGCCGUCUGCAUAUAAAAGAGAAAAGUUAGAGAGAGAGAGAGAGAGAGAGACUGUUUAUGUCUGCGUGCAUUUGAGCGAGGGAAGUAGAAGAAGAAGAAGAAACAAGCAUUUCUGCUGCUGAAACUAGCGUUUCAAUCGAUACCCACAAGCAAAAGUACUAAAUUUUUCAUUCAAAGAUUGAAAGAUUGUAGCUUCUCAUUACCCUUUGGCUGUAGCUACGGCGUUAGGAUACAAAAAUUUGGUGCGAUAUGGGCGAUCUAAGAGAGCCGGGGAGCGCCGAUUCUGUUAAUGAAAGUUCUGCGUCGACAUCAGCUUCUCAAUCCAAUCCCACCCUUUCAUCUAUCGGGGAAGAGAAAUGGGUUCAAGCAGAGCUAUCUGCUUUACAAAUUAUGUCUCUGGUUCAGCCCACUUUUUCGUCAGAGGAAAAGAGAAAGAGUAUAAUCAAUUACAUUCAUAAGUUGAUUACAGGGACUCAUAGCUGCAAGGUGUUUCCUUUUGGAUCUGUACCUCUUAAGACAUAUCUGCCGGAUGGUGAUAUUGAUCUGUCAGCUUUCUGUGGCACAAGCAGCGAUGAUAUCUUGGUGUCUAACAUGGUUGCUGUACUGGAGCGAGAAGCUCAAAGUGAUGCUGCAGAAUUUUGUGUGAAAGAUGUCCAGUUGAUUCCAGCUGAGGUUAAGCUGGUAAAAUGUAUUAUUCAAAAUAUUGUAGUGGACAUCUCAUUCAACCAGCUAGGAGGGCUUUACACACUAUGUUUCUUGGAGCAGAUAGAUCGCUUUAUUGGAAAAGACCAUCUGUUUAAACGAAGCAUUAUAUUGAUUAAAGCAUGGUGCUUCCAUGAAAGUCGUGUUCUAGGGGCACAUCAUGGACUUAUAUCAACAUAUGCCUUGGAGACCCUGGUUCUCUAUAUAUUCCAUCACUUCCAUUCCACACUGGAUGGACCUCUGUCUGUCCUAUACAAAUUUCUGGACUAUUUCUCCAAAUUCGACUGGGAGCAUUACUGCGUUAGUUUAUUUGGCCCUGCCCGCUUGUCGUCGUUUCCCCAAAUCAUUGCUGAGAAACCCGAGAAUGGCGUAGAUGAAGUACUAUUAAGUGAUGAUAUUGUCAAGCAAAUCUUUGGCACAUCAAUUAUUCCUUUAGGGAACCAAAAUGCACGUAUGUUUCCCAGGAAGCAUAUGAACAUAGUGGAUCCGUUAAAGGAAAAUAAUAACCUUGGCCGAAGCAUUAGCAAAGGGAAUUUCUUCAGAAUCCAAUGUGCCUUCACACAUGGGGCCAAAACACUUGGUCGCAUUCUUUCUGGCCAACAGGCCAACAUAGCCGAAGAAAUGAGCAAUUUCUUCUCAACUACUUUGGGAAGGCAUGGGACCGGAUUGAGACUGGAUGCUCAAGAUUCGGCGAGCAUAUCAGAUUUUAUUACAGAUGGUGAUGAUGAAGUGAGGAACAACUCACUUGGGUUUUCAAAUCUUAGUGGGGACAUCGAAAGCCAGUUCAAAAGUUUGAACUUUGCUCGCUGGUGCUGCGAGUCAGCCCAAACUGGUCCGGUUAUGCUUGUGCCUAUAUCUCGGUUACAUAGCCGGGGUGGGCCACGUGAUGUUGUUACUCACAUCCCUUUUCGACCAGAGUUCUACGAGAUGAGUCAAAAUAUGGCUGUUCCAAGAAAUGCCCUCUACCGAGCCAAUCCUAUGCUAGUACCACCAGGCACAACCUUCCUCGUGGAGGAGAUGAUGCCAAAGUCACGAGGAACUGGAACAUAUUUUCCAAAUGUGAACGGACCUCCAUAUAUCCCUGGAAAUGGAAGACAUCCUCAAGGACAUGCAAGGUUUGCUCAGAAUGUUCAUGUAGAGCCAAAUUUUCACGAGAGGGGUAACUUUGCAGUGCAUAGUUCUAGCCGCUAUGGACACACCAUAUCUGAUGCACAAGUUUAUCCUCACAUGAACGCUGUAUAUCCACAAGGUCCAGUUGGGUUUGUUCAACAGGGAAUAUGGCAGCCAAGACCACAGAUUGCACAUGCUGGACCCCAAUCAUCCCCUAGAGGCCAAGAUUCGCCUCAGUUGAGGCCGGUUAUUAGGAGGCAGGAUAGGCUCGCAGAGUCAUCGUCAUCGUCAUCAUACCGUCUGAAGAAUGACGAUGACUUCCCACCCUUGUCCAUGUGAGUGAAGAAAAAGGAGGGAAUAGUAUUUUUCUGUGUACUAUUAUACUUGGGGACAGGAAAGUUGUGUCCAUUUAUUUCAAUAGUAGCAUUGUCUUCUUAUACAACUGUUAAUGUAUAGGAUGUUUACAUUAAAUUAUAGGGUUUUGUUGAAUGUUUAUUGAAUUUUAUCAUUUAAUCUAUAGAAAAAUUUUGAGAAUA